AUAUUUUAAAUCCCAGCCGAACACUAGUUCCCUUUUCCUUUGCACAUCUCUUUACUUUGGCCGUUUAAAAAAUUCGUUAAAAAACGAUAUUCGGCGUUUCGCAUUCGAAAUUCAAAACGUAUAAGUUUCAGAAUCAGCAACACUUCUCAUCUUCAUCUUCAGACUUCUUAAACAUGAAGCGUAAGCGUGGAAAGAAGGGAAAAUCCGGAAAGGCCCCUAAGGUGGGAACAACUGAGGCCGAUCCAAACAUCGAUAACGUAAGUGACGGAGACACAUCGGGCUCCAGUGAUACUGAAAAGGACGAAACAACUUCAAGAAUAGAUAUUAAAACCCCGUCAACCGGAACUGAUCAGCCCGAAAAACCUCCACCUGUCAGCUCAACUGGAGUAACUGAUAAUAAACCAGUGGGACGAUUGGUGUAUAAUCGGGUGAAGGUUAAAAUCAAAUCUUCCAAGCCGUUGGAACCUCAGUUGACUUCUUCAGAUGCACAUACACAUAGUGAUACCGAUAAGAGUACCCCGCAUAUCGGUCUUGAAAAACCAGUGGUUAGUGAGAAAGUAGAAGAUAGUGCGAACUCAGUGCCGGAAACCAAUAUAGUUGGUUCCACCUCUCAACCGAAAAAAGCCGGGAGCAUAAAGAUAAUAACGUCAAAGGGUUUUAGCUCAAGUUUGAGUCCUUGUAGUAAUACCGGAGUGCCUCAGGUAGAGAAAACACAUCAGAAAGAACCCGAGUCGGUUCCUCGGGAUUCGGUCUAUAACAAGCAAGAACUUAAUGCUUCCCUUGAGGUGAUUAAGAAGAUUAUGAAAAUGGAUGCCGCAGAGCCUUUUAAUGUUCCAGUGAACCCUGUUGCUCUCGGAAUACCUGACUAUUUUGAUGUGAUCAAAACACCUAUGGAUUUCGGGACCAUUUGUAGCAACCUUGAAAGCGGUAUUAAGUAUAUGAAUUCAGAGGAUGUGUACAAGGAUGUACGGUUUAUAUGGGAGAAUUGCUACAAGUACAAUAAUAAAGGCGAUUACAUUCUUGAACUCAUGAAACGAGUGAAAAAGAAUUUUUCUAAGUACUGGUCUGCUGCAGGCCUGUAUAGCGAACAAGGUGACAUGAAGGAUGGCAAUGUAUCUAGUCAUGGGAAGUCAUCUAACAAGGGUGGGAAUUUAAAAAACAAGUCUAAGAAACGUCAAGGAGUGAAGCGGCACAAGGAUGAUUGUCUAUGUGCUAUAUGUAUCAUGAUGAGGCGCAGGCAAGAGCGUGAACAGCUUAUGAAUCCUGCUGAUGAUCCGGAAACGAGUGACGGGUUGGUCAAAGAAGUCAAACAUGAGGGAACUUCAACAGCUGGAAGUCCUACUGGUGAUGAUACAUCAUCGAGUACAGACAAUUCACAAAAUCAAGACGUAGAUGUCGAAAUGGAAGAUAAAGAAGAGAAGUUGAAGCUGGAAAAGGAGACACAAAGCACUUUGGAAAGUAAACAUCAAGAAAACGGGAAAGAGAAGAUACUGUUGGAGGGAAAUAAAGAAAACGUGAUAGCUGAACGGUCUCAGCAAGAUGUUAUAUCUGGGAACGAAGAUAUACAGAUGACGGAAGCAGGUGAUGCCAACAAGGAUGAUUCAAAUAACGCAGAAAAAAUGAAACAGCAAGAGGAUGAAAAUGCAGCAUACGAGCGUCCGAAACAAAAGGAAGUAUUAGAUGCCGGUGAGAAAGCCAAAUUGAUUGAAAAGCUGCACCAACGUUAUGAUAACGCGAUGGUUUUGGAAUUAUACGCGUCUUUGUUCCCUGCAAAUGAUAAAUCUGUAUGGAGCAGACCUCAUUCAUUGGUUCAUCGUCAUCGUGGUUCUUCUCGCGGUAGCGCCAUUGGUGCUGCCAUUGCAUCAUUCAUGAAGAAAUAGAGUUUGUUAAGCAUACGGCAACCAACUAUGGGUUAUGGUAUUAUUGUAUGUAAAAAUUGGUUUGCAUCAGCAACUUUGUGUUGAUCUUUCAUGUUUGAUAUGAAAGUUGAGAAUCUUGUCUGCUUUUUAAUAUGUUUGUAAUUUUGUAGUAAAGGGGGAUUAUGAUUUAAGGUGUAAUAAAAAA
Molecule: messenger RNA, 2064 nt
Organism: Helianthus annuus (common sunflower)
Lineage: Eukaryota; Viridiplantae; Streptophyta; Magnoliopsida; Asterales; Asteraceae
Product: bromodomain-containing factor 2
Exons: 8
Coding region: 174-1880 (568 amino acids)
Molecular function (GO): protein binding
Source: RefSeq, a predicted model, not a curated record